This is a messenger RNA of Lactuca saligna, 2003 nucleotides long. The record is from the annotation of a GenBank genome assembly. NCBI's taxonomy places the organism in Eukaryota, Viridiplantae, Streptophyta, Magnoliopsida, Asterales, Asteraceae.
AUGAAUCGGAGUUUCCGGGCACCGGAGAAGGUAAUGCCGGGAACAGCGGCUGUGAAGCAACGGCAACAGCAAAUGACAGGGAGUUUCAGGAAGUCUGUAAAAGAGAAAGAAGAGGAGCUAGGUUUGUUUUUGGAAAUGAGAAAACGAGAAAAAGAGCGAAAUAAUCUUCUUCAGAACUCAGAAGAGUUCGAUUCAUCACUUGGAUCAAUUGAAGGAUGUUCACCAAUGUUUGGUAUGCCUGCAGCCACACCAGCCAGAAAGACCGGUGCUGAUGAGUUUCUCAACUCUGAAAAUGAUAAAAAUGAUUAUGAUUGGCUUUUAACACCCCCUGGUACCCCUCUAUUUCCUUCACUGGAAUCGGAAUCACAGAAGCCAGUCAUGGGUCAAAUUGGAACUCCUAAAGCUCGACCCACUGCACUAAAAUCUCGUCUAUCAAAUACCCAUCCUCACCUUGAGACAAAUGGUAGGAAUAACAUGACACUAUCUAGACAACCUUUGUCAUCUCCUGGAUUAAACACUUCAAGUGGUGGACCCCGUAGACCCACCUCCUCUAGUGGGCCCGGUUCAAGACCCGCCACCCCAACCGGACGACCCGCUACCCCAACCGGAAGACCCACAUUGGGUGCACCAUCUAGACCCGGUUCAAAUUCAAAUUCGGUUCCCAAAACAACAUCUAGACCUACAAGAUCUUCCACCCCUACACCCAGGUCUUCCACCAUGGGUCCAACCAAACCCACCCUACCCGCCAGGUCAUCCACCCCUACCCCCAGGUCUACCCCAAGAUCUUCAACCCCCACAAGGGGACCCACACCAAGGGCACCCACCCCAACUCGUAGACCACCACCCACACUAACAAAAACCGUCACAAAACCAGUACCAAAUACUAGAACCGUGGCGGCACCACCGCAUCAACAACCACAACCACCACCACCGCGUGCAAGUUCUCCAACCGUAAAAAGACCAUGGAAGCCUCAGGAAAUGCCCGGAUACACCCUCGAUGCACCACCAAAUUUAAGGACCUCACUUUCCGACCGGCCGACCUCCGCCACCAGGGGGCGGCCGAUGGCGGUUAGCCGGUCAACAUCGGUGGAGCCGGUGGUCAACGGAAGGGUAAGAAGACAAUCUUGUUCGCCUUCAAGAGGCCGCCUCCCUACGGGUGUGAGCCAUAUGAGUGGAAGCUCUGUUCCUGUCCCUGCAUUGAAUCGUGCAUAUGCUAAAGCAAAUGACAAUCUUAGCCCUGGUUUGUAUGGAACAAAAAUGGUGGAAAGGGUAAUUAACAUGAGGAAAUUGGUCCCACCUAAGAAAGACGACAAACAUUCGCCACAUAGUAAUUUAUCUGCCAAGUCAUCGUCUCCUGACAGCUCGGGUUUCGGGAGAUCACUAUCAAAGAAAUCAUUGGAUAUGGCUAUUCGACAUAUGGAUAUAAGGCGGACAGUACCGGGAAAUUUGAGGCCGUUGAUGAGUAAUAUUCCGGCGUCGUCUAUGUACAGUGUGAGAGGAGGAGCGGGUCCCACGAGAAGUAGAACAAUGAGUGUUUGUGAUUCACCAAGUAGCAAUGGGAGCUCUGAAAUGAGUGUGAAUAAUAAUAAUAAUAAUAAUGGAGUGUGGUUGGAUGGGAAUAUUGAUGAUGAAAUCACUAGUCUUGUUCGUUCCCCUGCUAAUAUUCGUGGGAGAUGAGGGAUUAUGAAAAUGUUAUUAUUAAUCGUGAUGAAGGUGUUUAUCUGGAUUAAGGUGUUUGUAUGGUAUGGUUAAUUAUAUUAGAGAAUCUGUCUAAUUUGCUUACUUAACCCAUGAAGGAGAGAACUGGUGUCAUGUAAUUUAGUUAUUACUUGUUAGUUUUAUGGAAAGCUUUUUGUCAGGGGUGUAUUUGUGUUUUUGGCCUUAAAAAAGUUGGCUACAUAAUAAGCAACUUGUUGCUUGAUUUAAAUUAUGUUUUCAAUUAAAAUGUUUUUUUUGUCCUCUAAAUCAAAACAAAGGUGUGUGAUUUCCUCGUUUUGUCAAAU